AUGCCUAACAAAAUCCAUUUGAAAAUUUAGAAUUCUCAAAUUUACAAUUAAUUUUGCACCCUGAGUUUUUUUCAUAAUAUAAGUUAUUUGGACAUUGCGGACAUUUAUUAUUUGCUGGUACUCCAUAAAAACAAGAUAAACACUAGUUUUGCUCUGGCCCUAUACAUGCUGAACAUGAGGGGUAGCAUAUUAUUGAACUUUUUCUUGAUGUGAUAAUCAUAUUGAUUGAAACAGAUCCUGCAUUUUUGGUAGACAAACUGAAUUUCAUUUACCCAGAUUAAUAGCUUGGUAUAGUGAAAUUAACUGUCUUUACGUCGGUUUAAAGGGAGUCACAAAACCCUUAUGUAAUUGGGUAUAUAUCAGGGGAAGUAUAUGAAAAUUUAUUUUAAAAGGAUCCAACUUCAAAAACUACUUCAUCAUUAACCCACUUACCUCCAAAGUAUAAAUCAAAAGAUAUGAAAUAUCCACUAUUGAAUGAAUAAGUACUGUAUUAUCUGAUUCCUUUGAAAGAUUGAUUCAAAGUGAUAAAACUACGCUAAGGUUAUUGACAAGUAAUAAAAUUUGCUGUAGUAUAUGA
Molecule: messenger RNA, 577 nt
Organism: Paramecium octaurelia
Lineage: Eukaryota; Ciliophora; Oligohymenophorea; Peniculida; Parameciidae
Source: the annotation of a GenBank genome assembly